AAGAAAUAUAAAUAAUUUUAUCUGCUAGUAGACAAUUAUAAAAUAUAAUUGAACAAUCAUGUUGUCCUUAAUAAAAAUCAUCAGUGUACUUUCCAGCCUUGUUCUCAUACUUGCUAGCAACCUGGAACAUGAUGGGUCAGCAACAAUAAGACUGCAGCAUUCAUUAACCUUAGACCGAAACCAACAAUGGGUAGAAAGAGGUAACAUUUCAAUAUACAGUCUAAGAUUAGGCCAAGCUGUGGUAAAACAGAAUCCACUAACACCACAGGAACAAAAACAGCUACAAGAUCUAGCAGUUUCCAAUAAAUUAUAUCAAGUUAGAUCAGUUGUCACUACAGAUGAAGGAAGUGAAAGAAGUUUCAUAUCAACUGUGAAAGCAUGUAUGCUUGCUGAAUCAGAACUAGAUGACAGACUUUCUGUUUCACUAGACUAUACUGGAAGAAUUAUAGCUGUGUCCCUUGUAGUAGCUUCAAAAUCUACUUGUGAAGGAGCCUUUGUUCCUUUGGACAAACUGAAAGAGUUCACUACUAGUGUUUAUGUGAGGCAAGCAGAAACAGGCCCUAUCCCUGAUACAGCCACAUUCAUUCAAAAAUUAGAACGGGAGAGGGAGGCUAAAGAGAAAGGAGAAACCAAAGACAAUAGAUCUUUCUUUGCCAAAUAUUGGAUGUACAUAGUUCCUCUCCUGAUUUUCAUGGCUAUAUCAUCAGCUUCAAAUCCUGAUGCACCACAAGCUCAAUAAUUUUGUUUGUGCUGUUGUGUUUGAAUUGAAGUCUUGUAAAUGAGUGUAGUAAAAUUGAAUAUUUAAAACUCUGUGA
Messenger RNA from Phaedon cochleariae (mustard beetle), 815 nucleotides. The record is from the annotation of a GenBank genome assembly. NCBI's taxonomy places the organism in Eukaryota, Metazoa, Arthropoda, Insecta, Coleoptera, Chrysomelidae.